CAGAGGAAAUCAGUUGUACUGGUACUUUGGACAAACGAAAUCGAAGUUGUUGAAAAAGAAGUGGAAAAAAUAAGAAAAAUGCAGAAAUUGAUCGCAAUUUUCCUUGCCAUUGGCAUCGUAAACGCGGAAAUAUUACUACUGAAUUCAUCCAGAUCAUCUUCUUCCCAAAAUGUAUUAAGUGCUCUUAGUGCACUAUCUUCUUCAAGCUCCACCGCCCCAGCCUCUGAUGUUCGGUCCACAGUUGAAGGCUUAGCUGCCAAAAGCGUCAAGACAUUGGGCCCAGUUCUCUCGUCGGUAGGCCCUGCAUUCGGAGUUGAUCUAUCGGAGGAAAACAUCGCAUCGGAAUUAUCCAACUUACCAGCAAAUCCACUUGAGAUCGUCGAAGGUUUGAAAUUACUUAACGGUGAUAUUAAAUUCGACAGUGUUCUUUCAAUUCUGCUAAAAGUUGUUGGUGGUCUAUUGGAGACAGUUCUUGGAAAUCCAGGUUCCCUUUUGAAUAUUGCGAAAGAUCUGUUUUUAUCAGCCGGUCAAAUGGACAUUCACAAGGUUCAAGGUCCAAUCAAAGAAUUAGAAGCCAGUUCAAAUAAUGGUGUAACUACUAUGGGUGCAGUUAUGAAAAUGUUUGCGGAACAAUUUAAUGUUCCAUUCAACGUAGAAGCACUUCCAAACGAAAUAAAAAAUGCACCCGUAAAUGUUAGCACAGUUGCUUCUCAAUUAACGGAGAAGUAUGCAAAAGAACAUUUUUGAAUCAAAGAAGUUCUUGGAGAAAUUGCACCCGAAAACACUAAUCUUUUGAACGUCAUUGUAUCACCUCCAAAUAAUGGAUUAAAUGCAUUCAGCAACUUGCUGUCAUCAGCUGGCGAUAAAAAAGUCGAUCCAAAUGUUUUGUACGAAAAACUUAACAAUUUAAAAAACGAGGCAACGUCAAAUUAUACGAGAUUGGAGAAGUAUUUGCCGAAGGUUUCAAUAUGCCAUUUUCGUCGUCGAAUUAUCCAGAAGAACUUAAAAACAUACCAGUAAAUGUUGAUGACAUUAUUGGUGCAGUUGGCAAAGAAAGCAAACAAAGUGGAAACAAUGGAUUGCUUGGUGUAGAUAAUCUUGUUAUUGCUCUCGGACAAGCUGUGCCAAGUCUUCUAAAUGUCAACGCUCAAGUUCCAAAUGUUGCUUUGGGUUUAGUUUCCAGCUUAGUUUCUGGCCUUACCGGCUCACUCGAUGUUUCUUCUCUGUUGAAUGUACUCGGUGGAAUGAAUUCCAAUGCCAAUCUCAAUGAAAUUUUUUCAGCUGUCGCUGGAGUGACGGGUGGUUCGCUCUCAGGUCAACUUCCAUCCUCCAUUGGCAGUGUUACUGGUGUUCUUGCGCCACUUCAAAAGCUUUUGGGUUCAUUAGGCGGUGGAAGUAUUUCUCCUGAAAAAUUGGUUGGAUUGAUUGGAUCUAUCGUACCACAACUCUUGGCCGUCACUCCUGUUCAAGUUCUGAGCGGUACUGUAAACCAAAUUAUAGUCGGUGUUGUUGGUCUAUUGAACGCACUAUUGGGUGGUUUACUCGGAGGUAAUGGUGUCGCUGGUGGUUUGCUCAAUGGUCUACUUGGUGGAUUAAGUGGUGGUGCUAACAGUGGAGUUGGCAAUUUGCUUGGUAGUUUAACUAGAAGCUUCUGAAAAACAGCUCUUUGUUUGAACUAUGUACUUUCAAUCAGAAAAUAUUGAAUAAACGUUGUAUUUGUUAUCAUACUCAGUAUCAACAAAGAAA
Contarinia nasturtii (swede midge) is the source of this 1746-nucleotide messenger RNA. RefSeq lists its product as uncharacterized. The record is from RefSeq and is a predicted model, not a curated record. The coding region runs from base 969 to 1655 and encodes 228 amino acids. NCBI's taxonomy places the organism in Eukaryota, Metazoa, Arthropoda, Insecta, Diptera, Cecidomyiidae. The transcript has 2 exons.